Molecule: messenger RNA, 1227 nt
Organism: Hydra vulgaris (swiftwater hydra)
Lineage: Eukaryota; Metazoa; Cnidaria; Hydrozoa; Anthoathecata; Hydridae
Source: RefSeq, a predicted model, not a curated record
AUGUUAAUCAUUCAAAUGAAACACUUGAAGUUUUGUGUAAUGUGGUACAUGUUGAGGUAUUUACUUCAAGUAACAUCGUGGAUUCUUCGGUUUAUCAAUAAUGCGAAAGAUAAAAAGAAGAACAUCUCCAAAACUGGUUUAAUUACAGCUGAAGAAAUAGAUAAUGCAAAGCGAUUGUGGAUUAAAUUUUCACAGAUAAAUCUAAUCGAUGAGAAUAAAUUUAAACAAUUACGAAAAGAUUUACGUUUAUUUCUUGUCAAGCACAAUGGUGUGAAAGAAACAAUUAAUGCUUUAAGAUCCCAGUAUUGGAUACCUUGUUGUAGGCAAUUAGCAAAGAGCGUGAUACGAGAAUGUACAACUUGUCGACGUAUAGAGGGUAGGCCUUAUUCAUACCCACCUGCUCCUCCUUUGCCUGAAAGUCGUUUAAAUUCCAAUUUCGCUUUUAAAUGUAUUGCUUUGGAUUAUGCUGGUCCGCUGUAUAUAAAAGAUAUUUAUGGCGACUGUACGUUGAAUAAAGCAUGGAUUUUCUUAUUUACAUGUUGCAGUAGUCGUUCGAUUUUAUUAGACUUAGUAGCUGACUGUUCAUCUAGAUCAUGCGUUAUGGGUAUCCGUAGAUUUAUUGGAAGACGGGGUGUUCCAGAAAUUAUUUAUUCAGAUAAUGGUUCACAAUUUGUUUCAACUGAGACUCAGUACUUUGCUGCAAACCAUUCUAUAAAAUGGAAGUUUAAUGCGCCUUCGGCACCGUGGUGGGGAGGGAUGUUUGAGCGACUAUUACGAAUGACUAAAAGAUGUUUGAAGAAAGCCUUAAAAAAUUCGAAGUCUUCUUAUGAAGAAGUACGAACGUUGCUUUCUGAAAUUGAAAUGGUACUAAAUAACAGACCAUUUACUUAUUUGUAUAACAAUCAAGGUGAUGAAGCACUCACACCUAAUCAAUUAGUUUUUGGACAUAAGCUUAAGCUUGAAUCAAGUCUUAGUGCUUGUAACGAUAUAGAACAAGAUGUGCAUAUACGAAACACACGUGUUGAAGAAUUGUUAUAUUCAAACGACGGAGUUGUUCGCGUUGCUAAAGUUUGUUACAAACAAGAGAAUGGUAGUUCGUGUUUAAUUACUCGACCCAUUAAUAAACUAUAUCCUACUGAAUAUUCAGACAAUGAAAAAAUAGUAACUGUUGCCUUUAUUAACGAGAAGAAUAUUCCUUUACUUGUAAAUGGUGGCCGGGAGUGUUGA